This is a messenger RNA of Oryza sativa Japonica Group (Japanese rice), 705 nucleotides long. RefSeq lists its product as uncharacterized. The record is from RefSeq and is a predicted model, not a curated record. Gene Ontology annotation, cellular component: ribosome. Gene Ontology annotation, molecular function: structural constituent of ribosome; 5S rRNA binding. Gene Ontology annotation, biological process: translation. Lineage: Eukaryota; Viridiplantae; Streptophyta; Magnoliopsida; Poales; Poaceae.
UUUUUUGCGGUAAGGUCCCUGAAAUCUUGUGAUUUCGCAUUUUAGUUGCCUCUCUCCCAAAUCCCAAUCCCGACGGCAAGCAGAAGUGCAGAACCCUCGCCGCCGCCGCCGCCGCCGCCGCCACCGACUACCCAUCGACGCUGCUUAAUUGGCCGAUAUGGUUAUCCCUCCUCCAGCUAGGGCUCCUGCAAUCACCAAGUUCCUGAAGCCCUAUGUUCUCAAGAUGCAUUUCACAAACAACUUUGUGAGCGCCCAGGUCAUCCACACCCCAUCUGCCACGGUUGCAUGCUCGGCGAGUUCACAGGAGAAGCUUCUUAGGCCAAGCAUGGAGUCCACACGUGAUGUCGCCGCGGCGGCGAAGAUCGGGAAGCUGCUUGGCGAGCGCCUGCUGUUCAGAGGCAUUCCUGCGGUGUCGGUCUCCAUGUCAAGGGACCAGACGUACCAUGGCAAGGUCAGGGCCGUCAUGGAUUCUCUUAGAGCCGCCGGUGUGAAGUUGCUGUGAUGGAAGCCGACCAUUUGUAGCAUCUCUGCUUGCAGUUUCUGACAUGUAAAUAUGUUUUGUUGGGUACGUACUGCCGUCCUCUGAAAUUUCAUUUUAGCUUGCAUAAUGUCGUCCACUGAAGACUUGGUGAAUCUGAACUAAGGAGCUGUUUGGUUGGGUUUUUUUUGGCCGGGAUCUGUUUAAGGUGGAAUCCGAUACUGUUA